Brassica oleracea var. oleracea is the source of this 1415-nucleotide messenger RNA. RefSeq names its product protein Jade-1-like. NCBI's taxonomy places the organism in Eukaryota, Viridiplantae, Streptophyta, Magnoliopsida, Brassicales, Brassicaceae. Gene Ontology annotation, biological process: regulation of transcription by RNA polymerase II. The transcript is spliced from 2 exons. Bases 100 to 1131 code for a protein of 343 amino acids. The record is from RefSeq and is a predicted model, not a curated record.
AAUGAUUUCGAUCUCCCUUUUUAAUAUCUCUGCGAUCUACCAGACUGUUCACACAAUCCCCAAUCCUUCAUUAGAGAUCUGAAGUAGAAGAAGAAAGCAAUGGAUGCUCAGUAUCAGAACUUACCUCCUCUCAAACGAUUGAGAUUGAUGCAGCGAGAUCUCGAGCUUGCGCACCAGCAGCAGCAGAAGCUACCGAGCCAACCUGAGGUGAAGCCGUCGCAGUUGCCGGGGAAGAAGAGGAAGCAUUCUCGUGUUGAUUACGAUGAAGACUGCGAGAACUCCGCCCCCGCUUACCGUUGUCUCCCGGCGAAGAAGAGGAUCUGGGCGUUCGAUCCAGAUCUGCUCACCGGUACUCCCUUUUCACCUUUCGAUCUGAAUGUUGAGUAUACGCCUUGUGUAGACGAGGGCGGAAUCGAGAAGGAGAAGAAGAAGCAUCCACCUCCAUUGGUUGAAUCGAAUCCACAAGAAGAGGAUGAUAAAGAGAAUAUUGAUCCUCUAGGGGAAGAAAAAGCUUUAGAUCUCUCCGAUUCGAUACCUGAAGACGAAGAUGGUAUCAUGUGUGCUGUAUGUCAAAGCACAGAUGGCGAUCCCUCAAAUCCAAUCGUCUUCUGCGACGGUUGCGACUUAAUGGUCCACGCUUCGUGUUAUGGUAGCCCUCUGGUUAAAGCCAUACCAGAAGGUGAUUGGUUUUGCAGUCUAUGUACUGAGUCAACGUCAUUGAAGAAGAGAGAGAAGCCUUUCUCUUGCUGCUUGUGUACGACCAAAGGUGGAGCCAUGAAGCCCACUAAGGAUGGUCGUUGGGCUCACAUCACUUGCUCGCUGUUCGUGCCGGAGGUCUACUUUGAGGAUCCUGAAGGAAGGGAAGGGAUUUGUUGCAGCGAGAUUCCGAGUAAGAGGUGGAAAGAGAGGUGUUAUUUGUGCAAGGUUAGACGCGGGUGUGUUAUCGAGUGUUCGGAGAUGAAGUGUGAGCUGGCUUUUCAUGUUACUUGUGGGUUGAAGGAAGAUCUUUGCAUUGAGUACCGUGAAGGCAAGAGGAGUGGUGGUAUUGUUGUUGGUUUCUGCAGUGAGCAUACUAAACUUUGGGAAAGGCAACAGGAGAGUGGAAAGUACAAGAUUGUUGCCAGAGAUUAAGAUAACAAGUAGCAGAAUACUGGAAGGCCAACUCUGAGAAGCCUCAUUUGAUGUUUUGAUUGUUUUAUAAAAUUUUUUCUUUCUUAUUUCAUAGUUAUCUGAUCGGUGACUAGCUGGUUCUCCAUUCUUGUCAAGUUUGUGUUUUUUUCUUUUUCUGGAGUCUAUGUCAUGUUCUGUGUUGGCUUGUUUUAAGCUGCACAAGGCUAAAACUUGGUCAAUCUAUUUAUACCUCGUUGUAUCUUUUCUCGUUUAUGUCAUAAUAACAUUUUCUUUUGGAAGAUGGA